Messenger RNA from Macroventuria anomochaeta, 2843 nucleotides. RefSeq lists its product as uncharacterized. Gene Ontology annotation, cellular component: DNA replication preinitiation complex. The record is from RefSeq and is a predicted model, not a curated record. The coding region runs from base 69 to 2732 and encodes 887 amino acids. The transcript has a single exon. Gene Ontology annotation, biological process: DNA replication initiation. Lineage: Eukaryota; Fungi; Ascomycota; Dothideomycetes; Pleosporales; Didymellaceae.
GAUACUUUCCACGCUCAGGGACGCCAUGUACAGCUUCGAUGUCCAUUUACGCAUUGCAGACGAAAACAAUGCUUAGUUCCGUAUCAAACAACCCCGUACAUAUCCUCGGACUUACCGUGACACGCGACGAAUCGAAACCGCAGUUACCCUUGAAGCGUAAGAGGGACUCUCUCAGUAGUCUUGGCCCUUACACCACGCCCUUCACGAUCAGACUGUACCCGGACUCGCCAUACACCAAGCCUGCCACCUUCAAGCCAAUACGAGUCAUCAGCCGUUCUCAGCUACCGCUUACCUUCCUCGACACCACCGCUGGCGAGCAGUUUCCGCCCAACGGCCUGUUCACGGCACAUAUCGACGUACUGGAAAAUGAUGGAGGCGAUCGCGAGCAGGAGAUUGCGACUCCUAAAGUGCUCAUCGCACAAUACGAGACAAAACGCACACUCUAUGCUAUGGAGCGAGUUCAAGCCCGAGUCUACAGCAUUUGCAAGCUUGCCCUAUGGUUGAAGGAGAAAGAGGUCGUAGAAUUGUGGGACCCGGCCAAUGUCUCAUCGUAUCCUGCGUGCUCGAUACUUGGUACAGAUCACAAUGCUGGAGGGCCGUGGUGGCAGCAUGCUGUGUUGGAGGCACAGAUAGUCGAACGGCCAGUAAAGCGUGCAAGGAUGUCGAUGGUUCGACGGCCAGCAGAGGCAGUGCAUAUCAAAGCAGGACCCCAGCAGGAACUUGGCCACGUAACAACACCCUCGGUUGAAUUGGAGGGUGCUAUUGCGCCUGAAACUACCCAGGAGCCUACUAUACAAACUCCAACCGCGUAUGAGCAACUGGAUUCAUUGGUCCAACAGUACCUCGACGCGCUGUACACAUCGAAGACAUCACUAGCAUACUUUGCCAAAGGACCCAUCACACGAAUACGCAAUACUUUCACUUCGCCAGACGAAAGUGCCCCACCGACACACGAACUGGUUACAUUCCUUAGGUCGAUGCUGUUGAGCCCGAAAGCUGGCGAAAAGAAGUACCACGAGAAGUUGCCUGCCGUGAUCAAGUCCAUACCAGUAGGCAUCGUUUCGGACGAAGAGGCAGUCACGAAAACCAACAAAGUCAAGAAAUCCAAGAAGAAGAUGAAGCUCAAUCGCGACGGCGUCUACCCUUCAGAAGAACCGUUCAUCAAGAAGUGGUGGAGAUCUGAGAUGCCUAGCGCAGAGAAUGCUGGCCAAGAGACGAUUGAAACAAGAAUCCGGCGAAGAAUCGGAGACUUGCGAGUUCGCGAGACACUUGCACAAAUGAUACUCAUGCUUGAAAUCGUUGCGCUCGAAUCGCUGGCGACUUACAAGGGACCCUCGGACAAUGGACCAUCCGUUGGAGAGACGCAGGACAAUUCACAGAACCAACCAAGGAAGCGUAAGAAGAAACUCGACGACAUCGUGUUGCAGCUGGAUCUUUUGCUAGACAAGUUGAGCAUUUGGCACGCUACAGAGGAGGCCGGCAUUCUAGACUUCGACACCAAGGCAGCCAAGCAGCAGGACAACGCUGACGGAAACGGAAACGGUGGCAGUGACCGGCUGCAUGGUUUUUGCGUGGAAGUGAUUGUCCCAUUCUACAUGAGCCGGCUUCCGGAGCAGGCACUUGCGAUCAACAAGAAGCUCGGUGGACCUGCCAUCGCAUCGUCAAAACGUAAAGCGAUGAGACCGCCCCUAUCAUCGAAGAAUUCUGGAGACUCCAAGGAGCCAGAGACUAAGAAGUCACGUCGUUCACUGGCAAGAGUGGCCACUGAUACUACUGGCAAGACAGGAGACAGGAAGACCCCGUCUCUAGCUCGCUCUGCUACGGACACUGCGCUGCUGAGACAGCAGAGCGUCAAACGAGAAACAAGUGAGGCGCCAUUGUCGGCAAUACCAUUCCAACGCAGCCCUUCGCGAGCCAGACAAUCGAUGUCUCAACUUAGACAUCUUCAGGGGCGUGAGAUGGAUCUAACGACCACCUCAGCUGCAGUCGCUGCGAAAUUGAAACACAAGGCACGGGUAGAAGAUGACCUCAAAGAGGCUAUUGCGACCUUGAAGAAGCCGAACCGUGACCUGGCUGCUGGAAGCUACAUGGCUGAAAUCGAGAAGCGUGGGCUUGGCUCUGCAAACCGAUCAAGGAAGCCCGCCAAUCCUGUGCGAAAGGUAGUGAAGGACGUUCAGGUCACUGCAACACCUCGAGUUGGUCGAAGAACAAAGAAUGUGAUUGAGCAAACACCAGUCCACUAUUACCAAGACCCCUUCGUCAGGUCAACCGCGACUGCAGUAGCGCCUCUGAGCGACUUCUGCAUCCCGUCCUCUGGCGUCUGUCAACCAUCCUCCGUCGUACCGGGUACGAUUCAGCGUAGUGCAACGGCCCGAGAACUAGCGCAGCCAGGCGUUGCCGAAACACCUUCCAAAGCGCCGACCACGAAGUUGUUCACCUCAGGGGCAGCUCGUAGGACGAUCUUCGUGACCCCUGUAAAAAGCUCGACUCGACUUUUCGAAGCAGAUCUUCACCCAACUUCAAACAUCUUCGAGACUCCUGUCAAAGCUGUAGGCAGCUCACCACACACUGAUACAAACAUGAUGCCGCCAGUCAUUGCGGCUACACCUAUUAAAGCAAUGUUCUUAAGUGAAGAGACUGCACCAAUUGCUUUUGCGACUCCCGCAAAGCAGGCCGAAGAGCCUUCGAUAUACGAUGCAUUGGGAUGGAACGAUGAUGACGACUUUGCAUGAGAGACCGCUGUUUUGUCUUACCCUUAGCAUAGCGAGCAUGGAAUGGAGUUUGCAUUUGAACGGUGCAUUGGGUGGCGCAAGGACUUGCUAUAUCGCAGCAUGGCAUCUGGG